UCUGCACUCUUUCCUUUGAGCUCUCACUUCUACGAAUCUAAUGUGCCGCAUAACUCGCUUUGCACAGGGACUGUACUUUCGAUUCUCUGUCUCAUAUCGGUCAGCUGCCAUGUGAAACUCGGGAUUCCACAAUGAACAUCAUCAUCGUAGAACAAACUCACAAUGUACAUCUCUCAUAUACCGACAGCGGUCCUCCGAAGAUAGACCAUUCUACACCAUACACAACGAUCUUCGCAGUUCAUGGUUGGAUGUUCAAUGGAGCGGUCUUCAAAAAGCUUCUCCCACUUUGUAGUCGAGAAAACAUUCGUUUCGUUUCAAUCAACCGUCGUGGUUACCCUGGAUCUACCGAUUCCACCGACAAGGAAUUAGGAGUGUUCGAACCCUCUACCGGCGCAGAAACGGAAUCCGAGAAACAGAAACAGAGGGCAGACUAUUUGAAAGCUCGAGGAAAGGAACUACUCACGUUUGUGGACACGUUCAUCCAGAAAUAUGAUUUACCACCCAUAUCCGAAGUUGAGGGCGAGAUGGGAACGAAGAAGAAAUGCGGUGGUAUUGCUAUCUUGGGAUGGUCGCUCGGACAUUCCGUGACGUUUGCAACUCUUGCCAACCUGGAAGAUGCACCGAAGGAAAUACAGACUAGGCUGGCAGCUUAUUUGAGGGCUCAUAUACUGCUCGAACCAGCAAUAACUACGAUCGGGAAAAAACCGAUCCCUGGAACUUGGGUUGCUACUCGAGACUCUCCCAGCAUCACCCCAGCUUCCGCAAUUGGCCUCUUCAUGAUGCUCGUCUCCGCUUAUUACGCGCAUGGUCCAGGAGUCGUUACUCUUGACCCAAAACUUCAAACUCGGGAUCCAACUUUGAUGGAACAUGUUGCGCCUGCAAUGCCCUCUAGAGACAGCUCAAAUGUUCCAAGCGUCUAUAAUAUGACCUCAGAAGAAGUCGAAGAGAUCAUUUCCCUCCCCCCACGACCGGUCCCGAGAGCCGACGCUAUGCUAUCCAGAAUGGCAAUGCUCUGGUUAGAUAUUCUCCAGGUGAACUAUGCAAAGGCUUGUUAUAGUGAGACCGUUAGGAAAAGUUUACUUCCCGAGAUGAAAGUGGUUGAAAUUCUUGGGGAUAAAACAUCGGCGAUUGUUACCAGCGCUUUUUGGCAGAUAUGGGAUGACAACGAGAACGAGAAAGAGAAGGUUAGAAAGAUCACCGGGUCGAAGGACGUGAAGGACUUUGUGGAAUUUAAAUUGAUGAAAGGUGCCAAUCAUUUCAUGCACUGGGAUUAUCCGCAAGAAACUAUGGACCUCCUUGUGGAAAUUUUGAACGAAUGACCGAACACAUUUGUUGAAGUACAAGACAGUCUCAAUUCUAAAUACAGUAUUCGAGUUGCCAAGGAUUUGUACGAGUUGGACCUUUAGGUAUAAGCAACAUGGAAACCCAACGGAAGUAACUAGGUAUAACGAGCCGUUUCUAUUA
Marasmius oreades (fairy-ring Marasmius) is the source of this 1464-nucleotide messenger RNA. RefSeq lists its product as uncharacterized. Lineage: Eukaryota; Fungi; Basidiomycota; Agaricomycetes; Agaricales; Marasmiaceae. The record is from RefSeq and is a predicted model, not a curated record. Bases 132 to 1319 code for a protein of 395 amino acids. The transcript is spliced from 5 exons.